Messenger RNA from Syzygium oleosum, 935 nucleotides. Its product is annotated as NADPH:quinone oxidoreductase-like. The record is from RefSeq and is a predicted model, not a curated record. Bases 60 to 653 code for a protein of 197 amino acids. Gene Ontology annotation, cellular component: cytosol. Lineage: Eukaryota; Viridiplantae; Streptophyta; Magnoliopsida; Myrtales; Myrtaceae. The transcript has 3 exons. Gene Ontology annotation, molecular function: oxidoreductase activity; FMN binding.
UCUUCUCCCUGUCCUCCUCCUCCUUCACCGCCGCUGACAAUUCCUAAAGAGAGAGAGAGAUGGAAUCUAUGGUGGUCGCUAGCCCGGCGAUCAAGGUCGCGGCGAUCUGCGGGUCGAUCCGAAAAGCCUCCUUCAACCGAGGCCUCCUUCGCUCCGCGAUCGAGAUAUCCGAGCAGCAAUCGGGGAACGGGAUGCGAAUCGAGCUGGUCGACGUAUCGCCGCUCCCGAUGAUAAACACGGACCUCGAAGCCGACGGCAGGUUCCCGCCGGCGGUCGAGGCUUUUCGCCAGAAGGUCCUGGAAGCCGACGGCAUCCUCUUCGCUUCCCCGGAGUACAACUAUUCCGUCACUCCACCUUUAAAGAAUGCAAUUGACUGGGCAUCUAGACCACCAAAUGUAUGGGCCGGGAAGGCAGCUGCCAUUGUGAGCGCGGGAGGAGGUUUUGGUGGGGGACGAGCACAGUAUCAUCUCCGUCAAAUUGGAGUCUUUGUCGAUCUUCAUUUCAUCAACAAGCCCGAAUUCAUGCUGAACGCAUUUCAACCGCCUGUGAAAUUCGACGGUGAGGGAAACUUGGUUGAUCCGGAGGCGAAGGAGAAGCUUAAGCAGGUUCUUCAAGCACUGCUCAAAUUGACGCUGCGACUACAGGGUCAGUGAUGCAAAACUCAUCAAGAACUUGAAUACCUCUGCAUCAUGGGUGUCUAUUUUUAUUCUGUAGUGCUGAGGACAUAAAAUUGAUGUCUUGACGAUGAACGCCAAUUCCAUAAUUGAGGCUAUGAGUAAAUUAGCAAGGGCUGUAAUUAGUAAAGAAACAUUCCUCCGAGGAAGGACAAACAAUGGAGUGGAUUACAAUGUAUGGGCUUUUGAGGAGCCGAAUUUCCAACGGGAGCCUCCGCAGCCUGUCCUGCAAGUGAAAGGGUUUCACGGAUGCGUUCCGUA